Capsella rubella is the source of this 1132-nucleotide messenger RNA. RefSeq names its product 14-3-3-like protein GF14 nu. The record is from RefSeq and is a predicted model, not a curated record. Bases 131 to 928 code for a protein of 265 amino acids. The transcript is spliced from 5 exons. Gene Ontology annotation, cellular component: cytoplasm. NCBI's taxonomy places the organism in Eukaryota, Viridiplantae, Streptophyta, Magnoliopsida, Brassicales, Brassicaceae. Gene Ontology annotation, biological process: signal transduction.
UCUCUCUUCGUCCUUAUUUUUUCCCCCUAAUUUCUCACUUUCCCCCUCACAAGUCGCAAGCUUUCGAAUUCGAGAAUCCCUAAUUUCCAAAAUCCCCUCGGAUCUAGAAGUGUGUGAUUAACACAACAAGAUGUCGUCUUCGCGGGAAGAGAAUGUGUACUUAGCCAAGUUAGCUGAGCAAGCUGAACGUUAUGAGGAAAUGGUUGAGUUCAUGGAGAAAGUUGCUAAGACUGUUGACACCGACGAGCUUACUGUGGAAGAGCGAAACCUCUUGUCCGUUGCUUACAAGAACGUGAUUGGUGCUAGGAGAGCUUCCUGGAGGAUCAUAUCUUCCAUUGAACAGAAGGAAGAAAGCAGAGGCAAAGGGGAUCACGUUUCGAUUAUCAAGGACUACAGAGGAAAGAUUGAAACCGAACUCAACAGAAUCUGUGAUGGGAUUUUGAAUCUUCUGGAUUCUCACCUUGUUCCAACUGCAUCUUUGGCUGAGUCCAAAGUCUUUUACCUCAAAAUGAAAGGAGAUUACCACAGGUACCUUGCUGAGUUUAAGACUGGAGCUGAGAGGAAGGAAGCUGCAGAGAGCACCUUGGUUGCUUACAAGUCGGCUCAGGAUAUUGCACUUGCUGAUUUAGCUCCUACUCAUCCGAUUAGAUUGGGACUUGCUCUCAACUUCUCUGUCUUCUACUACGAGAUUCUCAACUCACCUGAUCGUGCUUGCGGUCUCGCAAAACAGGCUUUCGAUGAGGCUAUUUCUGAGCUGGACACAUUAGGAGAAGAAUCAUACAAAGACAGUACACUGAUAAUGCAACUUCUCCGUGACAAUUUGACCCUUUGGACUUCUGACAUCAAUGAUGAGGCGGGAGGUGAUGAGAUCAAGGAGGCCUCAAAACAUGAGCCAGAAGAGGGGAAACCAGCAGAGACAGGGCAGUGACCAGAGAGAGAGAGAGAUAAACAUUUCUAAGUAUGUAUGGUACGGGUUGGUCUCUAGUUUCCAAAAACGUUUGAUAUGAUGAUGGGGUUUGUAGAAGCCAGAGAGAAAGAUCAUUAUUUGACAUUCUCCUAGAAAACUCAAAAACUCUCCUCUCUUUUCUUUUAGUUUGGUUUUUUUUCUUAAAGCUGUUGAUGAUCAUUGGUU